GUAUUUGCAAGGAUGGGCUGGAAAUGAACAUGCGUGAUUCAAUUACCGUAUCCCUAUGACAUACCGAUUAGUGUACAUGCGCAGCGUGUGCGAAACUGAUCAUAACUGAAUUUAUUGGCGCGCUUUUUAUACGUACAGCUGCAAAUUUUGGAGGUAGAGGAGGAAAACAAAGCAAUCAAGACACAAAGCUACGAUCAGGUAGUGAGGUGAGACAUGGGAUUACUGGAGCAAUGCAAGGAGCUGUUCAAGACGUCAAGCCUCUAUGAGGUGCUAGGAGUGGUAAAGGGGGCGUCUGAAGCAGACGUCAGGCGAGGUUAUUACAAAGUCUCCCUGCUGGUCCACCCUGACAGGGCUCCAGAUGACCAGCAUGCAACAGAGAAAUUCCAGGCUUUGGGAAAGGUGUACGCGGUGCUGAGUGACAAGGAGCAGAGGGCUGUGUAUGACGAGCAGGGCACAGUGGAUGAAGAGUGCGACUCUCUGGGUCAGGACCGUAACUGGGAGGAAUACUGGAGACUGCUGUUCCCAAAGAUCACGCUGGAGGACAUACUGCAGUUUGAGAGGAAGUAUAAGGGCACGGACGAGGAGAGUGAGGACGUGCGGAGGCUCUACGUACAGUUUGAGGGCGAUAUGGACCUUAUCCUGGCCUCCGCGCUCUGCUGUAGUCAGGAGGACGAGCCGCGCAUCGCCAGCAUCAUCCAGGACGGCAUCGACUCCGGCGAGCUGACCCCGUACCGCGCCUUCACACACGAGAGCAAGCAGAAGAAGUCCGCCCGCAAGAGGAAGGCUAAUAAAGAGCAAAAGGAGGCUGAGGAGAUGAAGAAGGAGAUGGGUCUGGACGCUGAUGACAGCCUAGUGGCCAUGUUGCAGCAAAGGCAGAAGUCCAGAGAGCAGGGGUUUAACUCCUUUCUGUCUGACCUGGAAGCAAAAUAUUCAAAGAAAGGAAAAGCCACCUCUGGAAAGAAAGGGAAAAAGUGACUUUUGUCAAAGGGUAAUGCAUUCGUGAAGUCUGGCGCCUUAUGGAUCCAGUCCGUGACCGAAACGGCUGCUUUGAACAGUUACUAAUAAAUAUUUAUUGUCACCAAAAGUCAGUUCAGCACUUCAAUGAGUCAAUGAGACAACUGCUCAGAUAAUGCCGUUGCUAAGCAUUGGAAUAUUGUUUCUUAAAGAGGAAUGUGCCCAUGUAAUAUGAUCAAUAUGAUAAUAUUGCAGAUUAUUGUUAUUAUUAUAAAUGCAAGCCACAGCCUGGGAGUUUAAUACUAAAAGCAGUCCUCAGUCACCAUUAGCUGACAAUGACUGAAACAGUCAUCGCCCUAAUAAACCUGAACAAUCAGGAAUCUUUUUUGUACUAAAUGACUAAAUACACAGAUCUACACUGAUGUUUGGGGAAAAUAUGUUUGUCUCCUCCGAUCCAACCAGUAACUAAAAGAGUACAGGAGGAUAUUCAAGAGCAGCAGCCCUUUUGUCUGUAGUAUAUACUGUACAAGCUAACAGCUGUUGUUGUUGUAAUGUUAAUGUAAAAGGUGACUCAUUCAUUUAUAUUAUGUUCUCAUCUGUUAACAUCAAUUCAGUCCACUUCAUGUUUUUCCACAAGCACACAAUGAGCAUUGAAUUAAAAUGAAGCCUUUGUUUACUCAA
Conger conger (European conger) is the source of this 1635-nucleotide messenger RNA. It is a transcript of the gene dnajc9, whose product is annotated as DnaJ (Hsp40) homolog, subfamily C, member 9. The coding region runs from base 214 to 975 and encodes 253 amino acids. Gene Ontology annotation, molecular function: heat shock protein binding. Gene Ontology annotation, cellular component: nucleus; cytoplasm. Lineage: Eukaryota; Metazoa; Chordata; Actinopteri; Anguilliformes; Congridae. The transcript is spliced from 6 exons. The record is from RefSeq and is a predicted model, not a curated record.